UGCUGCUGGUGUCAAAUCUUGCUUCGUGUAUGGGCUCUGUCUAUGUAAAGGAUCGCUGACACAGCGCCUAAACUCUCGCGAAAUUGGCAACAAAUCUGACCAAAAUGCUGAGACUUUGCUAUUUCCGGGUCAUGGAGAGGCUGUGGUGGACAGGACGAAAGGCGGAGUGAUUACUGGGGAGGUUUGGCUGUCAAGUGACUCACUAUCCAGCUGGUGCUAAUCACCUCAGUGCAUGUCUGCAGAAGCUAACCGCAGCUAACUAGCUCGGUACUGCCUGACAGCCCCGCUUCCCCGGUCACAUGAGACGAAUUUGACCGGAGGGAGGAUGGCGGAGCGGGAUAUGCCGCCAGGAGAUCUUCCUCUGCGGUCUUCUUCAGAAAGUUCCGGCAAACAAAACUCCUCCGAUGAAAAUGGACACACUGACAGCCCGGACGAAACUCUCUCCCCGACCUCAGUGAUUUACUUCAAGGAGGCUUUAAACUCGUCCAACCUGCGCUUCGCAAAGACUGGAUCGCUGCCGCCCGCUCCGCUUCGACAGUAUGACUUCCAGAUUGAACGAAUCGAAUCGAGGCGACGAAAUCCCAAGGAUCCCAUCGCGAUCGAGAGGCUUAACUUGAUGAACAUGGCCAAACUGAGCAUCAAGGGCCUGAUCGAGUCUGCGCUCAACCUGGGACGCACGCUGGACUCUGACUAUGCACCUCUGCAGCAGUUCUUUGUCGUGAUGGAGCACUGUCUGAAACACGGGCUGAAAACUAAGAAGACCUUCCUGGGGCAGAACAAGUCCUUCUGGGGACCAUUGGAGUUGGUUGAGAAGCUGACGCCUGAGGCAGGAGAGAUCACUGCCAGCGUAAAAGACCUGCCUGGGCUCAAAACUCCUCUAGGAAGAGGACGCGCCUGGUUACGACUGGCCUUGAUGCAGAAGAAGCUCUCAGACUAUAUGAAGACCAUCAUCAACAGAAAGGACCUGCUCAGUGAAUUUUACGAGCCGAACGCGUUGAUGAUGGAGGAGGAAGGCGCCGUCAUCGCCGGGCUUCUGGUUGGAUUAAAUGUCAUCGAUGCCAAUCUGUGUAUGAAGGGAGAGGACUUGGAUUCGCAGGUUGGGGUGAUCGAUUUCUCCAUGUACCUAAAAGACGGUGGACACAGCAGCAAGAGCGUGGAGGGGGACGGUCAGAUCACGGCGAUUCUCGAUCAGAAGAACUACGUGGAGGAGCUGAACAGACAUUUAAGCGCGUCGGUAAAUAACCUGCAGGCCAAAGUGGACGCUCUGGAAAAGUCCAACACGAAGCUGACAGAAGAGCUCGCAGUGGCGAAUAACAGGAUCAUCACUUUACAAGAAGACGUGGAGAGAGUAAAGGAGGAGAGCUCAUAUCAGCUGGAGUCCAGAAAGGCAUUAAGAAGUGAUUCAGCAGCAGACGGACAAGCGCUGGGGGAAACACGCAAGCAGCUCAAAGAGGAAACUUUGCUUCGACUGGAUGUGGAGAAGGAGCUGGAGGUGCAGAUCGGGAUGAAGCAGGAGAUGGAGCUGUCCAUGAAGAUGCUGGAGAAAGACGUCUGUGAGAAGCAGGACGCUCUGGUGGAGCUCAGACAGCAGCUGGAAGACCUUCGUGCCAUCAACCAACAGCUAAUGCACAAGUCACAGAGUGCCGAUGCCAGCUCGAAACAGAAGAGUGAGGUCAUCGUUCGCAUGGAGGAGAAAAUAAACCAGAUGUCAGGGACCAUAAAACAGCUGGAGACCAGAUGCAAGCAGGCGGAGAAGGAGAGGGACCUGGCUUUAGAGGCGAACCGGCUCUUCAAGCAGGACUUUGGAGACAAAAUCGAGAGUCUGCAGGUGGAGGUGGAGCAGCUGAGGAAGCAAAGGUCUCAUCUGGAGCGAGAGCUGAGAAAAGGUCGCGAUCGAAAGAGCGAGCAUCACCUCAGUGCCUCCUCGGUACCUCAGUCCAGCACUCCUCGGACCGACAGGAGACAACCAGAGGAUGUACCAAAACAACUCCCAGAAUCCCCGUCAGUGAAGGAGAAAGACCAGUUACAAAGUGGCCCGGAGGACAAAACCAGCCUGAGCUCCAGCUUGUCCCUGUCGCAUCACGAGGAUGAACAGAAAGAAUCGUUCUUGGAGAUCAGCGAGCCUUCCAUGUGUACGAUGUGUGAGCAGGCCGACUCCCUCCUCAAGACAAAGAAACAGUGUAAGAACUGCAGCGGCGUUUUCUGUGAGAGCUGCGUGUCCAAAGAGCUGCCUUUACCUUCCUCCAUUCUCCCAGAGACGGUCUGCACAGCCUGCUACUCGCUGUUACUCCAACAAUACGCUUCAUCACCGACAUGAACCCGCAAUCAUCAGACACAGCAGAGGCGCUCGAGUGUAAAACUGGCACUUAAAAACCAAAAAAUCCCAACUUCCUGACAUCCUAAGAAUCACGGGGUCUGUGAGAUAUUUAAAUCAGUCUGGUGUGUGUGUGUGUGUGUGUGUGUGUGUGUGUGUGCGCGCGCGCAGGUUUUCCUUAUAAUAAAAACAGCUGAAGCCAUUUAUCUUCCUUUUCUGGUUCGCAGUGUGUCCGUUGGUGAUUUAGGCUUCUGUCGGCACUUUUAAGCUAAACUUGCACUCCCUCACAUGGCUGGAUUAAAAAAAAUAAAAGAAUCAUCUCAUUUACGGACACUAAGUGAUGAAAAGUUUAACUGACAUAUCUUUAUCCCUAGUGUUAAAAGAUAAAAAAGGAAAAACUGGAAUUCAAGGCUCGGUGUUUCGAUUCAGAGAUCAGGAUAUGGAGUUACUCACACGUUUAUGCACUUUUGUGAUUAAACUGGUGUCAGAUUCAGGGAAAAUCCUGACAAAGUCGGUCAAAAUGACCGAAUGCUGUCAUGUUAUGUGUCAUUACUUCCUUAAAGACUUUUUAAAAAAAAUUCAUGCAAUAUAUGAAAAAAAGUUACAAAGUGUUUAUUUCCAGAGUGGAGCGGAUUCUGGGAAUUAUAAAGAAAACUGAAUUUUAGCAUAAAUAACCAAAUCCACCUUAAGAGGUCAACAUUUAACAUGCCAAUUUGCAUUUCCAGCGUUGUGUGCUGGAAACUUGGACAGCAAUUCAGAAGUCAUUCCCAAUAAAAAUCAGUAUCACCAUUAAAUUCUUCAUCUUUGGAUCUAUUUUAGAAACUGAAUUUGUCUCGUGUCUUAAUAUUGGUAAAGCUAUAAAAAUGGAGACCAAUUCAAAGCUGUUCAUGGAGAAUCAACCUCAACAAGCAAGUCAGUGAAAACCGCAAGAUCAGAGUUUUGAUCGAAGGUUUGCACAUUUCAGACUCGGCCCCGGUGCUCUGUUCAGGAACAGCUGCUCCCGUCAGGGCCGGGAAACUUUAGAUGCAGUGUUUCAUUUUUGCAACGAUGUGUUAGUCGGCACUUUUCCUGAGCGGUUUUGGUCUCGUUUCCUUUCUUUAUGCUAAGCUCAGCUAGUUUCAUGUAAUGAGAGAUAAUAAAUGUAUUUUGCAAAUGAUCACCUGAUUCUUAAGUUUACAAAGCUGUUUUCUUUUUCCUGCUGUUGUGUAUUAGAAGUGGCAUUAACAAGAAGGCUUAAAAUCAGUCAUUUAGCAUGAAGUCACAUUUGAGUCUGGUGUGUUUUAAACUGUAGCAGGUGAAUCAUACAUUUUUAGACUGAAGGCUUUUUGCUUUGGAUAAACUGAAUGUGUUUCAGCACUUUUGAUGCACGGCUCUCUGCCUGGCUGAGGUAAAGUGAAGACAUAUCAGUGCAGGUUUAACUUUUAUGUUCUGUUGAUUAAAAACAACUAAAUCUUUAUAUUUUUGUGGCUGAUGAUUAACAGGUGAAGUGGAACAGCUUCUUGGCUUAAUAAACAUAAGAAUUUA
Oreochromis aureus is the source of this 3838-nucleotide messenger RNA. RefSeq names its product RUN and FYVE domain containing 3 (gene rufy3). The record is from RefSeq and is a predicted model, not a curated record. Bases 326 to 2317 code for a protein of 663 amino acids. The transcript has 18 exons. NCBI's taxonomy places the organism in Eukaryota, Metazoa, Chordata, Actinopteri, Cichliformes, Cichlidae. Gene Ontology annotation, cellular component: cytoplasm. Gene Ontology annotation, molecular function: metal ion binding. Gene Ontology annotation, biological process: regulation of axonogenesis.